UGCGCGUGUGCUUGUACCUUCGGGGUUGAGGCGAUAGCCAUGGAGUCUUCGUCAUCCUCGAGUGUUGGAAAAGGUGAAGGUGAAGGCGAAGGCGAAGGCGCUGGUUUUAGUGAGGAACAGACCGAUAAUCCCAAGAAAGAAGAAUUGCUGUUGACAGUGAAAAAGCUGAAGCAAGAAGGAAACCUGGAGCCUAGGAUUGAAAACAUGAUCAGCAGAAUUACUGAACUGCUGCAAGCUAAGAAAAUUGCAAGUGAGGAGCUCUCUGAGAUCCAAGCUCCUGGGCAAUCCCUGCAGAAAGAACUGGAUGGAUUGAGCUUGGAGGAGGCACAAGUGAAAGAAGUCUUGAGCAAGAAGCAAGAAACUCUGAGGAACCUUUCCCUGCACUGCCAGGAGAAAGAAAUUGAGGCUCUCAGGCAGCUGGCAAUGACUGAGGAACGCAAGAAGAGGAUAACCCAGCUCAGCUCUAACAUCCAGGAAGAAAGACUCAAGAAAAGGAAGCAGAUGAUGGAGUCCAGCCAACCACUAGAGGGAAUGAUGGAGAAGCACAAGAGGGCAGACACACUGUCCCAGGAAAUGAGCAGCAGCAACAGGGAGCAGCUGCUGAUGGAGGAGAGGCGCAGUCAGGAGAAGCCUGGCAGCAUCCAGGCCCAGCUGGGCGCGUUGAGCGGGCCUGAGGGCGGGGCCGAAGCCCCAGCUGCCAGCGGUGUGGAUGCCUUCCUGCCCAGUGCCGAGGCUGCUGCGGCCGUGCAACUGCUUGAAGAAGAAAACAAGAAAGCUAUAGAAUUCCUGGAGGCAGCCUCUCUCCAUUAUCGCCAGCUGCAGCAGAAAUACCAGAGGAUGAAGAAGCAGCUGGAAGCUAUUGGCCACAGCGGCAUGGGAAGGUCUCAGGAGAGAAGCCCAAAGGGGGCUGCUGGAGGGGAAAGCAGCCUUGUUACCGAGGCUGUCAUGGAGAUUCCCCCAAAAGAUCAGCAAGCCAAGCCUGGCAUUGGCCACCCCGCUGGCUCAUCCCAGAGAGAGGUUCACGGGGAAUCGGAGCGCCCGUCACCUCAGUGAGACGAAGCUUUGUCUGCACCGCGCUGGAGACCCUUUGCCUUGUAGCUUGGCCUCCCUGAAUAAAGAAUUCCUCCCUCUCUG
Messenger RNA from Antechinus flavipes (yellow-footed antechinus), 1134 nucleotides. Its product is annotated as synaptonemal complex central element protein 1-like. Gene Ontology annotation, cellular component: synaptonemal complex. The transcript is spliced from 13 exons. Gene Ontology annotation, biological process: synaptonemal complex assembly. The coding region runs from base 40 to 1053 and encodes 337 amino acids. Lineage: Eukaryota; Metazoa; Chordata; Mammalia; Dasyuromorphia; Dasyuridae. The record is from RefSeq and is a predicted model, not a curated record.